Molecule: messenger RNA, 554 nt
Organism: Staurois parvus
Lineage: Eukaryota; Metazoa; Chordata; Amphibia; Anura; Ranidae
Source: the annotation of a GenBank genome assembly
AGAAUUCUGAAGAGUUCUCAAACAUUGUGAAAAUGUUUACCACGACAGUCUCCGGGCAUGUGGUGAAGAAAAUGUGGCGUGUUCAGAACCCCUCCCUCUGGCAGGUCUAUCAGUGGCAGAAGGAUCAGAUGAAGAAGAAGAAUUCAGGAAUCAAUGUGAAUGAACGGCAGUUGUUCCAUGGAACAGACGGGGCCAAUAUCGAUGCCAUUUGCAGGGACAACUUUGACUGGCGUGUCUGCGGCACUAAUGGCACCGUGUAUGGACAAGGAAGUUAUUUUGCAAGAGAUGCAUCCUACUCGCACAACUACUCUGUGCCCACACGUGCUGGAACACGAAUCAUGUUUGUGGUCCAUGUGCUGGUCGGUGAUUUUGUUGUAGGAGAUUCCAAGAUGAGACGCCCACCUCAGAAAUACAACAAAACUGAGUGUUAUGACUCCUGCGUGGACAACAUCCAUACUCCGUCCAUCUUUGUGGUGUUUGAGAAGUUCCAGGUCUACCCAGAGUACAUCUUGGAGUAUGAGGAGGAGAAGAAAUCUUCCUGUGUCAUUAGCUGA